Molecule: messenger RNA, 1074 nt
Organism: Colletotrichum phormii
Lineage: Eukaryota; Fungi; Ascomycota; Sordariomycetes; Glomerellales; Glomerellaceae
Product: RNase P subunit p30-domain-containing protein
Exons: 1
Coding region: 1-1074 (357 amino acids)
Biological process (GO): tRNA processing
Cellular component (GO): nucleolar ribonuclease P complex
Molecular function (GO): RNA binding
Source: RefSeq, a predicted model, not a curated record
AUGCUCUACGACCUCAACAUCCCGUGGUCGCCAACCACAUCCCCCGCCGACCUCGCCCGCACAAUCUCCUUCGCCUCCUCCCUAGGCUACACAGUUCUCGCCCUCAACCACACAAUAACCCCCCCGAUCCCCUCGCAAAUCACAAACCCGCUCCCAAAGUUUCCCCAACCACCAACAACAACAUCAGCCUCGAGCACAACAUCACCACCACAAAGUACCACCACCACCACCACCUCGUCACAACAAAAACAACAGCCAACAAUCCUCCACCGCGCAACAGUAACCCUCUCAGACCCCUCCCAAAACUACCGCCUCCCAACUCUCGCCCUAGCCUACGACAUCCUCGCCGUCCGCCCCACCACCGAAAAGGCCUUUCAAGCCGCCUGCCUCUCCAUGUCCGAGCCCUCCCUCAUCUCUCUCGACCUGACGCAGCACUACCCCUUCCACUUCCGUCCGAAACCCCUCAUGGCGGCAGUCGCCCGCGGCGUCAAAUUCGAGGUCUGCUACUCCCAGAUCCUCACCUCUUCUUCUUCCUCCUCCUCUGCCGGUAGCAGCAGCGGCAGCAUCGGCCCCCCACCCGACGCCAGAGCCCGCGCAACAUUCGUCUCUAACUUUUCCUCCCUCGUCCGCGCCACAAAAGGCCGCGGCAUCGUCGUCUCCAGCGAGGCGCGCGGCGCGCUCGGCCUCAGAGCGCCCAACGACGUUGUCAAUUUACUCGCCGUGUGGGGUCUGGGCAGCGAAAGGGGCACCGAGGCGUUGGGCGUGAACCCGCGUGGUGUUGUGGUCAACGAGGGGAUCAAGAGGAGCGGGUUCCGCGGUGUGGUGAACGUGCUCGAGGUUGGGGGCCGGGAGAGCGAUGCGAAGAAGAACCAGCAGCAGGGACAGCAGGGGAAGAAGGAUGGGAAGCAAGGGAAGAAGCAAGGUGGUGGUGGUGGUGCGGCUGGUGACAAGGGCAACGCGCAGAAGCGAAAGACGCCUGAUGAGAGUGGCGAUGGUACGCAACCUACGGUUAGCAAGAGGCAGGCCAAGAAGUUGAGGUUGGCUCUCAAGGAACAGGAAAAGGAGGCCUCAUAG